UCUUCAAACUCUCCCUUUCCCUCUCUCCCCCUUUAUUGCAUUUAUUUUACUAUUUUUUUUUUAUAUUUAUUUUCUCAUUUUCUCUCUCUGAAAUUUUCCGACCAUCCAAUCUUUAUUUGCCACAUUCUCACAUUACCCUCGUGUUUUAUCUUUAUGAGUAACAUUUAUUGUUAUUUUUCUGUAAUAAUUUAAGCUUCCCAUUUCAAAGAAAACCAUAUGAUGCUUUGCAAUUCAUUGAGAGAUCGACUUCGGCCAUGGCUUCGUGAUUAUGUUAGGCUUCAGUCUUUCGCACUCAUUCUCAUUUAUAUCCAGGUGCAUUCUUUCCCCCAUCGGAACUAUCAUUCUUUGUUAUCUCUAUUUUCAGUUCUUAAUCUUAAUCUAUUUUUUGUAAAUACUUAUGAGAAAGAUCGGGUGCGCAUUGAUUGGAUCCCUAGGGGCAUUGUACAAUGGUGUAUUGCUUAUAAAUUUGGUGAUCGCAUUAUUCGCUUUGGUAGCCGAACAUAUGCUCUUCUCCUCUUCUCUGCAAUUUUCCUCGACAUCUUCUGGUUCAUUCCUUUUGCCUACCACACAUGGAACGUCUCAUCCAAGCAAUAUGGACCCCUUUUUACCUUUUCAGUGAAGCUUACUCUGGCUAUGCAAAUUAUUGGUUUUGCUGUUAGACUAUCGUCUUCACUACUAUGGAUUCGAAUUUACAGAUCGGGGAUUUCAUAUAUGGAAACUCCAGUUCACCGAGAGAUCUCCCAUUUCGGUAAUGGUGAUAAUAGUUCUACUUCUGGGCCAGAUGUAUCUCGAUCAAAGCUGUCCAGACAUUUCCAAGUAGCUGAUUCUUUUUUGUAGGAUUGAGUAUACAGCAGCUGCGAAUCAGCAAACGGCUUAGAGCCCCGAGUUGGUGAUUUUGUUGACUAUCUGCUCCUGUUAUGUUCUUAUUUUGAUGUCACGAAUACCCAGUAUUCACGAAUACCCAGUAUCUGCUCCUGUUAUGUUCUUAUAUGUAACGUAGGCUGAUGUUGUACAGCUUCACGUAAUUAGAUAUAAUUCUUUUUCAUUAAAGGAAAUUCUUGUAACGUUCGGCUGUGUUGUGUAAAAGCAAUGCGUUGGCUUUGACGUCUGAAUGGGUAAACAAGUUCAAUAGAAAAUAGAUA
Messenger RNA from Cucurbita maxima (winter squash), 1142 nucleotides. RefSeq lists its product as uncharacterized. The record is from RefSeq and is a predicted model, not a curated record. The transcript has 4 exons. The coding region runs from base 217 to 837 and encodes 206 amino acids. NCBI's taxonomy places the organism in Eukaryota, Viridiplantae, Streptophyta, Magnoliopsida, Cucurbitales, Cucurbitaceae.